UCGUCGAGGAGGAGGUGGUCGAUCGUCAUCCGCGCGGCGGGAACGUUUGAAAAGGGGGAGAAAAAAAAGAAAAAGAAAGAAAGGAGAGGGAGCACGGGAUCGAGGGACCGGCGGGGAUCCCUGGUGUAUCCGACUUGGAUUUGGUGAAUGAAACGGGUAAAAACGAGGCGCCAUAGUGCUGCUGAUCGUACGUGCGAUGCGUACCGUGGAGGAUACAGCCACGGAAGCAGCCGCAGUUGGUGCUGCGACCACUCACCAGCGUGCUACCACCGGCAGGCAUCUGGUCGUCGAUCAGAAUCACGAUCGCGAUCACGAUCAACGAGAUCGAUCGACCACGAUCCAUCUACCGACUACACCGUACCACCCGGUCACCAUUGCGGCGGACACCAACAACAAUCAUGACCAUCAUCGCAACUUCGAGCAUCACGCGGCGCAACGCCACGAUCACUGGAACAAGUGGCAACUUCAUUCGCCGAACGGCGACAGCGAUAACAGCAACGGUAGCCAACGUGCGGUGGCUAUUACGCGGAACGACGUAGAGCAACAGCAACAGCCACAUCGCCAUCGGCAUCAACGGCAAGCGGCAGCUACCGUUCCAGCUCUCGCCUGCACGAAUCAAUCUUCUACAACCCCGACGACAACCGCGUUCACGGUAGCGUCAAGUAUGCUUCUUCUACAGACACAGAGCCCGUUCGGAUGUAGCACCCUGGCGGAUUUGUUGAGCGCUUCGUACACGGAUCCAACGGAUGCUGGGAGCCUACCCGAAGAGCUGGACCCGUUUCCAGAACUGCAGCUGGGCAAUCCGCAGGGAGUGCCGACGGGCGACGAGUCGGGGCAGGCUCAGCAACCGGUGCAUCAUCAGCAAGCGCCGCAGCCGCCUCCGCCGGCAGCGCCGCUUCCCGAAGACGUCCAGCCUGACUCGCUUAGUUCAACACCCUUGCCGAGCUUCCAAGAGACGUACACGGCUCAACGAUACACGAGGCAAGAGCUGCAGGUUCUCGGGAUCAAAAUGGACGAGGGGGAGUGUUACGACAACUCGGUGUACCCGUGCGCCACCGGCCCCUAUCCAACCGAGUUCUCGCCCACGUUGCCCUACCACGAGCAACAACCCCAGCAACAGCAUCAUCACCAUCCCCAGCAGCAGCAGCAGCCGCCCGCGCCGCCCCCGCAGCAGCACCACCAUCAUCAGGGUUACUUCGCGACCGAGACGGCCCCAACUCCGACCACGGCGGUUCCCUCGCCGGCAAAUCAUCGGCAAGACUCGGCGGCGUACGGUGUCCCCAUGGUGUACGGUCCACCGCCGAGCAUCACAGCCGGUGCCACCCCCGUUCCACCGACAGACAUUUACCCUACCGUUGACAACGUGGUCGUAGGGACGACCCGUUCACGGAGGGCGUCUCUGCCCACGCAGAGGUCAGAGUCUGCCAGUAGCGGGAGUACGGAAUCCCCGAAGGCGCGCGGUGGGAGCGGUGGCACAGGAAGCUCCGUCAGCUCUCCGUCGCCCGGAAGCGGAACCAGCAACGAGCGGGCACCACCGAGCCCCAGCCAACUUUGCGCCGUGUGCGGCGACACGGCAGCGUGUCAACACUACGGCGUCCGUACGUGCGAGGGUUGCAAGGGAUUUUUCAAGAGGACCGUGCAAAAGGGCUCGAAAUACGUGUGUUUGGCCGAGAAAGCUUGCCCCGUUGACAAACGCCGGCGGAAUCGUUGCCAAUUUUGCCGCUUCCAGAAGUGCUUGAUGGUCGGAAUGGUGAAAGAAGUGAGUGAAAAUUGA
Apis florea (little honeybee) is the source of this 1774-nucleotide messenger RNA. RefSeq names its product Hormone receptor-like in 38 (gene Hr38). The record is from RefSeq and is a predicted model, not a curated record. Gene Ontology annotation, biological process: regulation of transcription by RNA polymerase II; cellular response to corticotropin-releasing hormone stimulus. Gene Ontology annotation, molecular function: RNA polymerase II cis-regulatory region sequence-specific DNA binding; nuclear receptor activity; nuclear glucocorticoid receptor binding. Lineage: Eukaryota; Metazoa; Arthropoda; Insecta; Hymenoptera; Apidae. Gene Ontology annotation, cellular component: transcription regulator complex; nucleus.